Messenger RNA from Oryza sativa Japonica Group (Japanese rice), 603 nucleotides. RefSeq names its product large ribosomal subunit protein cL38. Gene Ontology annotation, cellular component: chloroplast; ribosome. Gene Ontology annotation, biological process: translation. Gene Ontology annotation, molecular function: rRNA binding; structural constituent of ribosome. Lineage: Eukaryota; Viridiplantae; Streptophyta; Magnoliopsida; Poales; Poaceae. The record is from RefSeq and is a predicted model, not a curated record.
AUCCGAAUCCGCCUUAUCCCCAAACCCCAUUCCACGCUCUCUCUCUCUCCCGCUCCAAGAACCCGAUUCCAUGUCGCCGGUGACCGCGUUGCUCGCAGGCGCCGCCGCGCCGCUUCCGGCGAUGGCACGGAGGCCGUCCCGCGUGGCGCCCCCGGGAUACUCCCCCGUCGGAGGAGGGUGCGCGCUGGCGGUGGAGUGCUCGUCGCGGCCGCAGAAGAAGGCGACGAAGCACCACAUGAAGACGCGGCCCAAGAAGUCGCAGCCGUGGGACAGGAAGCGCCGCCCCACGCAGUACCGGCCGCUGCCGGCUCUCCCGCCGGACUGGACGCUCGUCGCCGCCGGCGCCACGGUCGACGCGUCGGCGCAGGCCGAGGAUGCGGAUGAGGAGGAACCGGAGCCGGUGGCCGCUCCGGUCGUCGAGGUGGUGGCGGCCCCGGCCGCCGCCGACGACUGAUUCCGGCCAUGUCUCUUUCUACGAAAUUGCUCGUUCAUUGCUAGGUUUGGUGUUAUUGCUUCUCUUGUUUGUCUGUGACCAAAAUCUUGGAUGGUACUGUUUAAAAUGGUUGCUGCUUUAUAUAUAUUGAUUUACUUGAUGAUAUCUUA